Messenger RNA from Tribolium castaneum (red flour beetle), 608 nucleotides. RefSeq names its product ciliary microtubule inner protein 1. Lineage: Eukaryota; Metazoa; Arthropoda; Insecta; Coleoptera; Tenebrionidae. Bases 51 to 584 code for a protein of 177 amino acids. The transcript is spliced from 4 exons. The record is from RefSeq and is a predicted model, not a curated record.
AAGUUAGACAGUUCAGACAAUUGACACAAAAAACCGUUUGGUCAAAAAUCAUGUUUUGUUUUGAGUUAAAAUUUUUAAGUUUAAAUUAUUGGCUAAAAGUUCCAUCUUCUUGCCGAUUUUUACCACGUUUUAAAGCGCAUGUGGCGUCUAUCGACCAAACAAUUCAAAUUACGCCAAUGGCGAUGAGCCAACCUGGUGUUCAAAAAGACUCAUUUCUCGAUUUAGUGAAACGUAACGAGGUCUUAAAAUCCCUCGUAACACUUGAGGAAAAAGCUCGUCGCGACUGGCACCACAAGUGGGGUUUUCUGCUGGACUUCGACAAGUUCGUGUUAGAGGAAGCUUUCAAGCAUGGCAUUUCUGAGGAAGAAUACCGUCGAUGGACCGUACGACGUAAAAACAAAACCAGAGCUUUGGAUUACAUCUGGGAUCUGAAACCGUCCGCUAAUGUCCCUAAAACGUCGUCUGGUAUGGUGGGGUGGCGUAGCGCCCUCGAACACCGUCUGGAACGUACAGGCCCUCUUUACAUCAGCCCUGUGAGCACCUUACCGCCCAAGGAGCGCAAUUCUUGUAUUAUGUUGGGUUAGAUAAAUAAAGAAUAAUUGCAGUAA